AUGAAGAAAGAUGAAAAAAACAAUAUGGACGAAUCAUUAGAAGAAUAUGACGAGGAGAAUUAUACAAGUGAACUUGAUGAUUUACCUGAAUAUGAAAGAGAACUGAUAUUAGCUAAACGUCAUGAAGAAUAUAUGAAGAAAAAACAUAGACGUAUGUUAUUAAAGAAUUUACAUAUUGAUCAAAAGUCCAAAGGAAAUAUUCAUGAUGAUACAAAUAAAAGUGUUGAUACUAGUAAUCAAAAAAAAAAAGGAAAACUAAAUAAUAAAAAAUUGAAGUUAAAAAAGAAAUUAUCUGAAAGUGAUGAAGGUGAAGAAAAGGAAGAAAAGGAAGAAAAUGAUGAUGAUCAAUAUGAUAAUAUAUAUCAAAGUGAUGAAGAACAGAAAAAAGAUAAUAAGAAAAAAAAAUCACAAAGUAAAAAAAUUAAAGGAGAUAAUGAAUCAUAUAAUAUUGAUUCCAUUUCUUACGUGAAAUAUAAAAAAGGAAAAAUAAAAAUUUUGGAAGAUGAUGAUGAAAAGAACCAUGAGGAUGAAAAAAAAAAAAAUCAUAUAACUGAUGAUGUAAGUGUGACAGAUCAUUCUUAUACAGAUUCUUCUUAUAAAAAUAAAAAGAAAAGUAAAUAUAAAAAGGACGACACAUAUAAAAAAGAUAAAACAAAUAAAAAAGAUGAAACUGACGUUUCUAUAAAAACUAAAAAGCAUCGUGAAGAUUACUCUGAUGAUUAUCAUAGUACUUCAUCUUAUGAAAAUGAAAAAAGUAGUGAUGUACAUUAUAAUAAAAAAGAAAAAAAAUUACAUUUAAAAGUAAUUUCUGAGGAGAGUCAUUUAGAUAAUAAUAAGAACAAAACAGGAAAAAGUUUAAACAAAAUUUUAAAUGAAAACAAAAAAAAGAAAAAAGAUAUACAUAUCAUUGAUAGUGGUGUUGAUGAAAAGAAAGAUGUUAUUACCAAUAUUUUUGAAAAGAAUGAAAAAAUUAAUAAAGAUAAGGAACUUGAUGCACCCCAAACACCUGAAAGAUUAGUACAUUUAUAUAAAGAAGAAAAGAAAAUAAAAAUGGAUAUAUAUAAUUAUAUGACAUAUGAUAUUAUUACAUAUUUCCAAUUAAAAAAAACAUUUCUUCUUGAUAUGUGUGAACAUGUACAUUUUUCAUAUCAUGUUAUUGGUCAUAUGAUAAAAAUUAUAGAUACCUCCAAGUUGAAUAAAGUUACUGAUGAAGAUAUACAAAAUACAAAUAAUAAAAAAAAAAUAGAUAUAGAAAAUGAAAAUAAAAAAAAAAUAUUCUUCAUAACUAAUGUAAUAAAAUCAGAACCAUAUUUCUCUACAGAUAGAAAUACUAAUAUUAAAUUUGAAGUAGCACAUUUAGAAAAUUUAGCACAUUCUAAAUUUUUUAAAAAAAUCAAAAAUAUUAUGUAUCAAAAUAAAAAAAUAUCAAUGGAUGAAUUAAAAUCAAAUGAAUAUUAUGAAACAUAUAUAUGUGAUAUGAAUAAUAUAAGUGAUCAAAAAUUUAAUAUAGACGAAUAUAAUCAUAUCAAAUUAUUUUCAAUAGAUUUAGAAAUUUUAAAAAUGUUCCAUCUAUUUAUAAAAGAAAAAAAUGAAGACUUAAAAAAUUUUCGUUAUACAGAAAAGCAGUUACAAGACCUUUUUGAAAAAAAGAAACAAAAAAGUUUUUAUGAAAUUUAUACAAAUAAUAAAAGUAUAGAUAAUUUGCCAAUAACUCGUAUUACCGUACAAAGGGAAAUUUGUUCUAUACAAAGAGAAAUUGACAAAUUGAAUUUCGACAAAAAAAAAACAAAUACAAAUGAUACUUAUACAUUGUCAAAGUUAAAUAAUCAAAUAAGUGAAUUGACUAAAAAAAUUACUAUUUUAAGAGGAAAUCUGGACAAAGCUCGAAAAAACCAUGCGGCAAUGAAGUCUAACGAACAUUUCGCUCAAGAAAAAAAUGUCAUCAAAGAAAAAUCAAAGACUAACAUAAAAUCUGCAUUGAAGGAUGAUAUAACAAAUAAAUUCUUAGGAGUAGACGAAAUGGAUAUAUCUUAUUUUUCCAAACAAAUAUAUGAUGAGAAAACAAAAUUUAAUAAUAUGCUUUCUUCAAAAUUUAUAAAUUUACCACUUGAUGUACAUCAUAAAGUUGUUCAUCACUUUUUAUUGGGGACCAUACAAAAUAAUGAUGCGGUUUUUUAUGAUGACCCUUCUCACAAAAUUAAAAAGGAAUUGGAUGCAGAAGUUGAUAAACUCCUUGGACUUCAUGUGAAUAGGCAUAUAACCCUGUUUGAUGAUAUAAAAAAAAAUUACGAAUAA
Plasmodium adleri (nom. inval.) is the source of this 2295-nucleotide messenger RNA. Its product is annotated as conserved Plasmodium protein, unknown function. The transcript is spliced from 5 exons. The coding region runs from base 1 to 2295 and encodes 764 amino acids. The record is from RefSeq and is a predicted model, not a curated record. NCBI's taxonomy places the organism in Eukaryota, Apicomplexa, Aconoidasida, Haemosporida, Plasmodiidae.